AUGGUUAAGCCCUCUGCAGUUCCAACUGCCAAGCUAACAAACAUGAUCAGAGAAGGCAGACCGUGGUCGGAAGUGGAGGAUGUUGCCGAAGCAAUGCUAGACAAGAAAAAGGUGCAGAACAUAAAGUCUAAAGUAGCAAAUAGCAUGCAUCCCCAUGGGCACAACUUUGAUGCUGUUGCAGAAAUAAAGAAGAAAACAGACGAGAAAGAUCAGUACUUAGUCUGGAAAAUUAAUAAUCGUCACUUCAAUAAUGGCCAACAAAGCCUUGUCUUUAAAACGAGCAGAGAAAAAGCUGAAAUAUGUGUUCAAAUGGACAAAGAUCAAAGUGAGCAUCCUCUAUCCAAAGAGUUCUGUUUCCUUGAUGCCGUGCACAGUCGAUGCCAAGGCUUCAAAACACUGACCCUUUGGGUGUGGCAUCCAACUUUAAAUGAGCUUGUUAACUUAGCUACAAUGGAGUGUGAGGCCGAGUCCAGUCUCGUAAUACAGACGUUUUGGAACAAUCUUAAUGAGGUAACUUUGAUCUUGUUUUUGUUAGCUAGGCAGUGUCCCAGUGUUCCAUUAAUUUCUACUUGUGAUUUGUUGUUCUGUUACAAAUCAGUGGCUGACGCAGACGUCCUCGGGGCGUGGGGGGCUCCCCUAGAUCCGCCACUGGAAAUCUAUGUAAUUUUAUGGAGUUUUAAAGGCUUGAUGGAAGAAUGCUUUCAACUGCUCUGGUAAAAUUCCGUGCUCGACUACCUGUACAGUAUUAUGGUCUUAAUCCCCAUUUUGUUUUACUCUUAGUGAUUCUGAAGAACUUUGCGGCAAUUUUAAUCGCCUGCAAAGUUUUCAGGUUCAAAUUGCCUGUGUUCUGCAUACAACAUGCAUGCACUCUGCUUUCAUCCCAUUAAAAUCGCAAGCAAAUCGGUGGUUUACACAGGUGAUUGGAGGCCUUACGUAUACAAAUCGCCUGUGCAGGCAAUUAACAGGAAAAAAAAGUAAAAAAAAGAUUGAGUGGUAAACCGCGCGCAUAAAAUUGGCGGGAAAAGUUUAAAACAGUUUCAAAGAUGACGCUCGUUGCGCUCACGAAAUGGUCCACAAAAGGAUCGGAGUACCCUGGAUUCUUCUACGCCGAGCUACGCCGGACGACAAGAGUCCACUGCUCGCAGGGUACAAAAGGAAAUUCAAUAGCAAUGUUACGUUAAGUUUGCCUAUUUUACGCAUUUUGCAUUUAUCUGGACGCAUUAUUAAUAAUUUUAUUAUGUUUUACAUCGUUCAGACAUAUAAAAGAAACACAUCAUUUAAUUUGACAACUUAUUCAAAGAUAUUGAAUACGUCAUUUUUUGGGUUAAAGGCCCUGUAUCACCCAAAAUGCAUUGCGCGCCCAAUGCCUCUGCGAUUGACUUUAACGCAGGCGAAAAUUCCCGAAAGAGCCAAUCACGAGCGAGCUCGUCAUUUGAAAACAAAAUCAAAGGACCGCAAAGCCGAAUGGGUGAUACUGGGCCUUUGAAUCCACAAGUAUAAUCAGCGAUGGAUGUGCACUGCAAUAUUAUUAAUUGUAAUUCAUUUGACGUUGUUUUUUUUUUUGAGGUUCUACGAGAUUUUACAGGGGACGAUGAAUAUAUCUUUAAUCCAGCGGGAUGGAUGUUCGAUGAAGCAGGAGGAAACUGGGAUGCCAUCGAAAAAGUAUUUGGCAGUAAAUCCUUAGAACAGUGUGUGUCUUGUGAAUUUCACUUUUUUCAGUGUUGCAACAGGCAGAUACAUACGAACUGGAGUGAUAAGUCAAAGCAUACGUUCAAGACUCUCGCUAGGAACAUUUUUGAAGCACCAACGCCUUAUCGUUACGAUCAAGCCAGGAAAGAACUCGUAGCAUUUUCAGAUGAAAAGCCUGCAAAGCGAGGUCAUAUCAUUAGCUGGUUCAAAUGGUGGCAUAAAAGAAGGACCCAUAUAUUUAAGGCGUUCAAAUGUGGUGCACCACUUACCCCAAACGUCAAUUUGGCUGAAGUUGGUCACUCGCAGUGGGCCAAAAAAGGAUCUUACAGGCUAACCCUUGCCAUGGCUGCAGAGGAGGAUGUGGCAGAAGCAAUCAUGCUCUCAAAGAAACUUCAAUCAUACGGUUAUGGAACUUAUAAAGGAGGAAAACAUCGGAGCCAAAGUGACAGACUCAAAGCCAACUAUUUCCAGCAAAUGACAAGAGCGAAAGCCUUUGGAGAAGAAAUUUCAGCAGGUGUUGUCGACAAUUCCUUAUAUGUACAAGCAGAGUCUUCUAGAGCUUCAUCUGUAGAUGCUAACUGCUCCCAUAGAGCGACACGAAAACGAAAACGUCAAGUCAGUGUUUUUAGCGAUGGAAGUAACUUAGCAUCUUCGUCUUCUGAGGACGAUUCGCAUCAUUCAGCCCCCAAAGCUGGGACACGUGAGGAUAGACGUGACGGCCGUUUCCGAAAAAGUGCCAGUAAGGCGUUCCAGCGCUCCUUGAGCUCGCCAAGAAGGAAACAUUCUUGCUUGUUGACUCUAACGAGCUUGGAAGAAACGAGAGGCAAUUCGUAA
This is a messenger RNA of Porites lobata, 2523 nucleotides long. The record is from the annotation of a GenBank genome assembly. Lineage: Eukaryota; Metazoa; Cnidaria; Anthozoa; Scleractinia; Poritidae.